This is a messenger RNA of Cryptomeria japonica (Japanese cedar), 2962 nucleotides long. Its product is annotated as bifunctional riboflavin kinase/FMN phosphatase. NCBI's taxonomy places the organism in Eukaryota, Viridiplantae, Streptophyta, Pinopsida, Cupressales, Cupressaceae. Gene Ontology annotation, molecular function: DNA binding; riboflavin kinase activity; protein dimerization activity. The coding region runs from base 525 to 2825 and encodes 766 amino acids. The transcript is spliced from 8 exons. Gene Ontology annotation, biological process: riboflavin biosynthetic process; FMN biosynthetic process. The record is from RefSeq and is a predicted model, not a curated record.
CACACACAAAUAUAUAUAUAUAUAUAUAAACCAGAGUUCCGUGACUCGCGGCGAGUCACGCGAGUCAGCGGGCCGAGUGACCUCCGUCGGGUCACGGCGACCCUAACCCGGGCCCGGACGAGUCACAGGGUGUGACUCGCCUGACUCGCCGAGUCAGCGAGUCACCCCCUGACUCGCCGAGUCCGAGGGUCGUGACCCGGCUGGCGCAGCUUGCAAAAAGUGGACGCUAAAACAAAAAAAACAUAACACAUUUUUAUUAUGUUUUGUGCCGUUUGCCUUUGUUAUAACCUUAAAAGGGAUUGCCAUUCAGUUUUAUGAGUGGAAGAGAGGAAAAAAGAGAGGAAGAGAGGAAAAAAGAGAGGAAGAGUUUUGCAACCAGCUGAGAGGAAGAGGUGAAAUACUUGCACAAAUCACAUUGGGGCAGCACUACAGUUGCAUUGAGAGCAUCAAGGAGCUCAUUUCAAACACUUGUCAACAAAUUUGAAAGAGCAGCCCUCACGUUUUGAAAACAAUUUUUUUUCCUAAUGGCUCAUCCUAAUCCUCCACCUAGGAAACAUGGUCAAAAAGAUGAGGCAUGGAAAUACACUGAAGAAUUCCCUGGUAGACAGAGAAAUCAAACCAAGUGUAUGUUUUGUAAGGAAAUUAACCAUGGGGGGAUAAAUAGAUUAAAAUAUCAUAUUGCUGGCAUACGUGGUCAUGAUACUGAGCCUUGUGACAAGGCAACUCUCGAAGCAAUCCGUUUUUGUUACGUCCUAUUAGAAAACUUUGAAAUACAUAAGCAAACCAAAAAAAGACAAAGAGAGGAGUUAUGUCAUAUUGGUUCCCCUCCAUCCACAUCCGCAUCCGGCUCCACAUCCACAGCUGCAUCCAUAGGUUGUGUUGGAGAGGGUCCUUCUAUGCCUCCCUUUUGUCCUAGUGCUUCUGCUAGUGCCAGUACUUCUAUUCCUACUCCUAGUCACACUUUUGGUCCUAGAGUGCGAAAAUCCAAGAUAGACAAUUUUUUUGUACCACGCACUACUCCUGGCGCACAACCCUCGCUUGAGAGCAUGUCUUGGAACAAGGAGGUCCAUGAUGCAGGAAGAAAAGCAAUUUGCAAGUUUUGGUACUUCUGCAACAUUCCAUUUAUUGCAGUCAGGUGUCCUUAUUGGCAAGGCAUGAUUGAUGUAGUAACCAUUUGUGGGCCGGGGUUUAAAGCCCCUAGUGAUACUGAGUUGAGUGGCCCUCUCUUGUUGGAAAUGGUGGAAGAUAUGAAAGUUGACCUAGAGGACCACCGCCAAUCUUGGAGCCAGAAGGGUUGCACCAUCAUGACAGAUGGUUGGACUGAUAGGAGGAAUAGAACACUCCUAAAUUUUCUUGUUUCCAGCGGAGGAUCCACCAUGUUUUUGAAGUCCAUCGAUGCUUCCUCACAUGUCAAAAAUGCGGCAUACUUAUGUGAGGCUAUUGAGGAAGUUAUAGAUGAGGUGGGGGAAGAAAAUGUGGUGCAAGUGGUGACGGAUAAUGCAGCAAGUUAUGUUGUUGCAGGAAAACUUUUGAUGGAGAGGCACCCAAAAAUCUUUUGGUCUCCAUGUGCGGCCCAUUGCCUUGACCUCAUGCUGGAGGAUAUAGGUAAGCUUGGAUGGGUGAAAGAAUGCGUUGAAAGGGCCAAGAAUAUAUGCAAAUUUAUUUACAAUCAUGCAUUGGUCCUUAGCAUUAUGAGGCAAUACACGGGGGAAAGGGAGUUGGCUCGUCCUGACAUAACGAGAUUUGCCUCAAAUUUCCUCACAUUGAAAUCCUUGUUAAAAUCAAAGGCAUCUUUGAGGCGCAUGUUUGUUGGUGAGGAGUGGACUUCCUCAUCCUAUGCUACGACCACUGCAGGGAUGGAUGUAGUAGAUUGCAUUUUUGAUGAGCCAGGUUUUUGGAUCCCUUGUGCAGAGAUCGUGCAGGUCACUGAGCCCCUAGUAGUUCUCCUACGAGUUGUUGAUGGGGAGAAGCCCGCUGUGGACUACAUAUAUGAGGGCAUGGAUAGGGCCAAGGAGGACAUUAGAUCCAUAUAUGCUGGAGUUGAGGAUAAGUAUAGGCCCAUUUGGGACAUAAUUGAUAGAAGAUGGCAUAACCAACUUCAUAGGCCCAUCCAUGCAGCAGCUUAUUACCUCAAUCCAUCAUUUCGUUUCCGUGCUGAUUUCAAAGCGGAUGAGGAGGUUCUUAGCGGGCUAUAUUCAGUAGUACAACGGAUGGUCACUGAUACCACAACUACACUUCUUGAGAUGGAUGCAUUUAAUAAUGCAUCAGGGGCAAUCUUUGCUAGCCAAUUGUGCAAAGAGGGUCGGACAAAAUUGCAGCCAGAUAGAUGGUGGCAAAUGUUUGGGCCUUCAACCCCAAACCUUCAAAAAAUUGCCAUCCGCAUAUUGAGCCAGUCGUGCAGCGCUUCUGGAUGGGAGCGCAAUUGGAGCAUGUUCGAGCAAAUCCACUCGAAGAGGCGAAAUAGAUUUUCUGUGGAGAGGUUGAAUGAUCUAGUCUUUGUUCAUUACAACCUCCAUCUCAGGACCAGACAGAUUUUGGACGAUGACUCCUCUCCGAUCACUCUAGAGGAAGUCGACCCCGCGUUCGAUUGGCUCACUGAGUCCACCGAUCUAGUCUUCACUGAUGAGGACCUUGAGUGGGUUGACCAGGCAGACAGAGAGGCUGAGGCUGUGGCUAUGGCAGAGGAGGAGGAUAGAGCACGAUCAGGCACAGCAGCUAUGGCUACUCAGACUGGCACAUCACAGGCAGAGACUAUGGCUACUCAGUCAUCCAGGACCUACCUUAGACGCCUUUGUAGGAGGCAGAUAGACGAGGCCUGGUGUUAGAGCUGCAAAGGCUGCUGGGAUGGAGGUGGUAGCUGUGCCAUCUAUUCCAAAACAAGCUCAUUUGUACACUGAAGCUGAUACUGUGCUGAGUAAUCUGUUUGACUUGCGGCCUGAACACUGGGGUCUUCCACCAUUUG